AAUCAGUCAUAUGAUCAUCUAUCAAUCACGUGACUCUCCCGAGGAUGACGGAAGUGGUAAUGCGGUGUAGGAGCGUUUCAACAAUGGCCUUCACCUCGGUUUUAUUAUUCAUCUGCUCGAUUUAUAGCUGUUAUGGUCAAGUGCCUCUGCUCAUGUGGACCAGUGAUGGGUCCAACCUACACCUGGCCCAACCUGCAGCUGGUCAGACAGUGUCUGGAGGGCAGCUGGGGUCUUAUCUGAAAUCUGCAUUGUCCGUUGCUCCACACAAUGUGCUGCUCUUCCUGCAGGAUAAGCUCAGUAUGGAGGACUUCACUAUGUACGGUGGAGUUUUUGGCAACAAGCAAGACAGUGCAUUUUUGAAUGUAGAGUCAGCCCUUCAGACGUCCUCCAGUCCUCUGGUGUUGCCAGCCCUGGACUGGUCUGCAUCACAUUCCACCCUGGAGAUUUUCCAGGGAGAGCUGGGUAUCCCAGCAGUUCACAUCAACCCCAGCACCCUGAGAGAAAUCAAGCUGAACACCGCACAGCCUUCACUGCUGGCUGUCCAUCUCCCUUACACUGCUGGGGAUGAGACAAAGGAAUCGCUUAUGAAAAAUGAUGCGAUCAUUGGAGAGGUCCUUGACGUGUUCAGAUCUCAGGAUGUGCCUUACACUGCUGUAUACACCGGUCUGAAGCCCUCUAGAGUCGUUGAGGAGACUCCAGUAAUGGCAGGACAUUCUGUGGGCCGAUCGCUACUUCAGGCACCGCCACAGUCAUCUGUGAAAGCUCCACUCGUUGUCAAAAGCACAGCGGGCCAGCCCUGCAUCCUGCUGUGGGCUGACACUCUCCUCGCUAGUUACUCUGGGAAGCAGGUGGAUCUGGCAAGAGACAUUUUUAAUGGUUCUGCUGACACGACUGGUUCAGUUUGCAAUGAAAACCUGUCAAGGCUCGUCAUUAAUUACCAAAACGUUCUGGAUUUGCGAUCCCUCCGGCUUAUCUUCUCUAUGCGCAAGAUCUUAUUUCCUGUAUCUGCUCGCAACUGGUCGGUGGUGGAGCAGGUGGUGCUGGAGUAUGACGGCCAGAGGGCCAUCUUUAACGCCAGUGGUGGGAUCUACUCUCCUGCAGAGUAUUCUUUCCAUUGCCAGAGUGUGAGCAGCAUUCAGAGCCCCCUGCUGGUGCCUCGCAGUGCUACAGACAACGCUAACCAAUGGAAGCUGUCCUUCACUGAUUUUCAGAUCCAAGGCUUCAAUGUUACUGGUGAAGACUUCUCGUAUGCCAGCGAUUGUGCAGGAUUUUUCACUCCAGGGAUUUGGAUGGGCCUGCUGACCUCUCUGCUCAUGGUCUUCAUUCUUACCUAUGGCCUGCACAUGAUCAUGCAGCUUCACACCAUGGACCGCUUUGAUGAUCCAAAGGGCCCAACGAUUUCAGUGCCUCAGACAGAGUGAUUUAACCAAACACUGAACAACCAAAAACUGUCAUGUUGUCAAAAUUAUAAAAAAAUAUACUUGAUUUCAUAUGUAUGUCAAAAAUUAUGUGGUUGGUAAUCAGGAAUUUAUGGAUCUAGGGUUUUUGAGAGUAUGUAUAUUCAAAAUAUUUUUCAGUUUUGUUUUGACGUCUUGUAGAAAGAAUUCUCCCUUGUUACAAGUUUAAUUAUUUGAUUAAUUUUGAUAAAGCUUUACAAGAAGGUUCUAUACAAAUAAAUACAAUAGCUUACAUGAAAUAACAAUGAACAAUUAUUUUAAUUUUUUUAUGAUUAUUGAAGCUGUAAAAAAUGAAUACUGUUAUACACUGGACAUAUACAGGUAUAUGAAGGAACACUGAAUAUAAUACAACAUUUUAUAUUUGUAAAUUAACGUUGGUCUAGAGAUUAAAAAAUGCAAAAAAGUUUUUAAUUGACAUUAGUUUAUGAUUCCUAAUGCAUUGAAUUGAACAUACACAUUUCAGUACACAUACAGUGCACAUGCAUGUUUCUUGAAUGCAAUAACUUUUGGCAUAUUUUUCAUUAGAAAAUCUUUUCGGGCUGCUGUUAUUUAUCUUGUCAUUUAAAUCUGGUGGUUUGUUUGUCAUAUUGUACUAGAUUUGCCUUAGAAGGACCAGUCACUGCAUGGAAAAUGAAAAGUGGUCAUUAGGCUAAUUUAUUGGUUAUUAUACAACUAAGAGUGCCAUGUACCAAGUAUUCAUGCAUCUUCAAUGGAUAAUUGUUUUAAUUAAUUUAUGAGAUGCCCAGAAUUGUAAAAAAUGUCUUUGUUUUGUUGGGCAUUGAUUUGAAACAUAUAUUGUAUAUUCUUUCUACAGAUUCAAAUGAGCAGUUCACAUCACUAGAUUUGCAAUCAGAGCAAUGCACUGUAAUGUAAAUUUUAUGAACAUUGUUGUUUUCUAGUUGAAUGAUUAAACUACCGCUAAACCUCUCAA
This is a messenger RNA of Carassius gibelio (silver crucian carp), 2388 nucleotides long. Its product is annotated as V-type proton ATPase subunit S1-like. Gene Ontology annotation, cellular component: proton-transporting V-type ATPase complex. The record is from RefSeq and is a predicted model, not a curated record. The transcript is spliced from 10 exons. Bases 45 to 1421 code for a protein of 458 amino acids. Lineage: Eukaryota; Metazoa; Chordata; Actinopteri; Cypriniformes; Cyprinidae.